Molecule: messenger RNA, 2124 nt
Organism: Nanorana parkeri
Lineage: Eukaryota; Metazoa; Chordata; Amphibia; Anura; Dicroglossidae
Product: zinc finger protein 260-like
Exons: 3
Coding region: 1-2124 (707 amino acids)
Biological process (GO): regulation of transcription by RNA polymerase II
Molecular function (GO): DNA-binding transcription factor activity, RNA polymerase II-specific; RNA polymerase II cis-regulatory region sequence-specific DNA binding
Source: RefSeq, a predicted model, not a curated record
AUGGAUCCCAGAGAAGACAAGUUAUAUGAGUACUCGGAGUGUGAGAGAAGCUUCAUUUCAAAGUCAUUUCUUACAGUUCACCAGAAGAUUCAUAAUGAAGAGAAACCAUUUGAUAAGACACAUCUUCCUCAGCACCAGAGGAGUCACACAGGAUGGAAGCCAUUUAAAUGUUCAGAAUGUGACAAGUGCUUUGCUACUAAGGGAAAUCUUACUCAACACAAGAGGACUCAUACUGGAGAGAAGAAAUUUAGAUGUUCAGAAUGUGACAAGUGCUUCGCUGCUAAGGCAACUCUUACUUUACACCAGAGGAUUCACACUGGAGAGAUGCUAUUUCGAUGUUCAGAAUGUGAAACGUGCUUCACACGAAAGGAUAAACUUGCUAUUCACCAGAGGAUUCACACAGGAGAGAAGCCAUUUCAAUGUUCAGAAUGUGACAAGUGCUUCGCACGAAAGGAAAAACUUAUUAUUCACCAGAGGACUCAUACGGGAGAGAAACCAUUUAAAUGCUCAGAAUGUGAAAAGUGCUUCACAAAUAAGGAAGGUCUUACUAGACACCAGAUGAUACACACUGGAGAGAGGCCAUUUCAAUGUUCAGAAUGUGACAAGUGCUUCACACACAAGUUACAUCUUACUCUGCACCAGCAGACUCAUACUGGAGAGAAACAAUUUAAAUGCUCAGAAUGUGACAAGAGCUUCACAAAAAAGCUAAAACUUACUGUACACCAGAGGAGUCACACUGGAGAGAAACCAUUUCUAUGUUCAGAAUGUUACAAGUGCUUCACUACUAAGGGAAAUCUUACUCAACACCAGAGGAUUCACACUGGAGAGAAUCUAUUUCUAUGUUCAGAAUGUGACAAGUGCUUCACAGCUAAGGGAAAUCUUACUGAACACCAGAGGAUUCACACAGGAGGGAAGCCAUUUCGAUGUUCAGAAUGUGACAAGUGCUUCAGAAAUAAGGCACAUCUUAUUUUACACCAGAGGAUUCACAUAGGAGGGAAGCCAUUUCGAUGUUCAGAAUGUGACAAGUGCUUCACAACUAAGGGAAGUCUUACUAUACACCAGAGCAUUCACACUGGAGAGAAGCCAUUUCAAUGUUCAGAAUGUGACAAGUGCUUCAGACAAAAGGAAAAACUUACUCGCCACCACAGGAUUCACACUGGAGAGAAGCCAUUUCGAUGUUCAGAAUGUGACAAAUGCUUCUCACAAAAGGAGUAUCUUACUCGGCACCAGAGGAUCCACACAGGAGAGAAGCCAUUUAGAUGUUCAGAAUGUGACAAGUGCUUCACUACUAAGGGAAAUCUUUCUACACACCAGAGGACUCAUACUGGAGAGAAACCAUUUAAAUGUUCAGAAUGUGACAAGUGCUUCAGACAAAAGGAAAAACUUACUAUUCACCAGAGGACUCACACUGGAGAGAAACCAUUUAAAUGUUCAGAAUGUGACAAGUGCUUCUCAACUAAGGGAAGUCUUACUAAACACCAGAGCAUUCACACUGAAGAGAAGCCAUUUCAAUGUUCAAUAUGUCACAACUGCUUCACUCAAAAGCAUAACCUUACUUUACACCAGAGGACUCAUACUGGAGAGAAACCAUUUCAAUGUUCAGAAUGUGACAAGUGCUUCAGAAAAAAGGAAAAACGUACUAUUCACCAGAGGACUCAUACUGGAGAGAAACCAUUUAAAUGCUCAGAAUGUGACAAGUGCUUCACAAAUAAGGAAAGUCUUACUAGACACCAGAUGAUACACACUGGAGAGAGGCCAUUUCAAUGUUCAGAAUGUGACAAGUGCUUCACACACAAGUUACAUCUUACUCUGCACCAGCAGACUCAUACUGGAGAGAAACAAUUUAAAUGCUCAGAAUGUGACAAGAGCUUCACACAUAAGCUAAAACUUACUGUACACCAGAGGAGUCACACUGGAGAGAAACCAUUUCUAUGUUCAGAAUGUUACAAGUGCUUCACUACUAAGGGAAAUCUUACUCAACACCAGAGGAUUCACACUGGAGAGAAUCUAUUUCUAUGUUCAGAAUGUGACAAGUGCUUCACAGCUAAGGGAAAUCUUACUGAACACCAGAGGAUUCACACUGGAGGGAAGCCAUUUCGAUGUUCAGAAUGUGACAAAAUGUGA